GUGGAAGGCACGACAGAUGGCUAGUUGCCCCUGCCGAUCCCUGAUAUAACCCGUUCAGCAGCUUACCGUCUACGACCUCAUCUGAUCGUCCAGUCAACAGAGCAUACGGUUUAAUCACUGAAUAGUGCGCCGAGAAAAUUGCACAACAUGCCUUUCUGCUCGACAAUAUACUCAAUUCAUCAGCGCAUUCCUUUGUUAUUACAUCGCUUACUCCCUAUCUCUACCUACAACUGCAUUUGCUGCAUUACCUGCCGGGAGUGCUACUUGUUUUACGCCUCCGAAUCAACUUAUCAGCUUUCAAGCGUGUGCUUAUUUCCUCAAUUCCAGAGCAUUUCAUCAGUGCUCAAGUACUGUAGCUCCUCAAGUUGAUUCUAGCGCCAGUGCUCUCAGCUCCUUUGGGCCGUUUUGAUCCGCAUUGCAACAUGCCAGGUGCAGUUUAGCUUUGAUCUUUCAAGAUGACGUCGACCAUGAUGGACGAUCUUACGCCCAAUCCUACCACCGCUGAGCUCAUAAACUGGGCCAUGGAACAUGCUCUUCUUGCAGGGAAAAUUGGCUUCAAGAAAGCUUGGGAAUCCAAAGCAAUUUCCGGGCUGACAUACCUAGAUGCCUUUGAUUUGCAAGAAUCCGACGGAAGAAGAGUCGAUCGACUGCCCCUAAAACUCGUGAAAGAAGACAAUCUAUACGCCAACUUGCAACGAUCAUUGUCAGAAUGGAACCGCGAGAGGGAACUUUAUCACUUCUUGUCCGACAAUAAGUCCGCAUUCAGGCGCAAAGACACAAUGGCUGAGCUGAAUAUACAGCUUGUUGCAGAAGGCAUGUCGGAUGCUGACCUCGAGGCCUUGUCAUCUGCGCCUCUUGGAGUAAAACUUGAGGAAUUAUACUUACUCAAAUGCAAAAACGAGCAGGCACGAUAUAUCAAGGGGACUUUUACAGACAGGCUGAUUAGCCAGGCUCCAGGAACGGCCUGUCCAAAGGCAUUGAUGAUCUAUCUGAUAAAUGACCGUUUGUAUCCGGGCGACAUGCGAGAGACCAUUCCCAUCUCUGUACCCCUAAUCACGACUUUCGGUAUGAUGGUUGAUGUGCUCAACGCUUAUUCGACCUAUAACAACUGGACGGUACCCACUGGGAUUUCUCAUGGCCGCGGUUCCGGUCCGGCUCAGUCGUUGACUGCAGGUUUCGAUGAUGGUGAAAUAGCGGCGAUGGACAAAGCUUGGUGUGCUUGCCUUUUGGAACAGUCGCCCAAAAGAUUUUACAGUUUUUCACUGGAUCACUUGCACCAGAAGUUUAAUCCUCUAUUCUCUGAAUAUCGUCUUUCGGAUGAUUACAACUGGAGCUCGUUAAAGCGGGCCAUGCUGCGUGGGGGGUAUCCAGCAGUGAUUUGGCAUGUGAGUUUUCCCAUCAUCUUCUCCAUAUUUGCCUUCUAUUUAUGCUGUGUGAAACCGAGGCAUUGACUUUUGCUAAUUGGACCCAGGAAUCCUCCGUUGCUGCUUUUGAAGCUCGCAUCAGAGCAACAAAGACAUUCCAGCAUUUGUACGGUGAUAUUGAUCGCGGCCGUCCUCGUCAUAUCGU
This is a messenger RNA of Xylona heveae TC161, 1569 nucleotides long. RefSeq lists its product as hypothetical. The coding region runs from base 456 to 1451 and encodes 331 amino acids. The record is from RefSeq and is a predicted model, not a curated record. NCBI's taxonomy places the organism in Eukaryota, Fungi, Ascomycota, Xylonomycetes, Xylonales, Xylonaceae. The transcript has a single exon.